Messenger RNA from Cyanistes caeruleus (blue tit), 3480 nucleotides. The record is from RefSeq and is a predicted model, not a curated record. NCBI's taxonomy places the organism in Eukaryota, Metazoa, Chordata, Aves, Passeriformes, Paridae.
UGUCCCCCUCAGGUCAGCUGGGAGCUUGCUCAUAGCCCACCAAAAAUUAGCCCCGCGCUCGGACUGCCCGAGCCUCGACAUUACGCGCAGCCCUCGAGUAGCUUUGUGGAUCACCGGGCUGCGGUUCAUUAGCUCCGCUUAAUUUGCCAUUUGCAAUCAGACUUCUUCCAAAAUCGCUCCCGAUCGGGCCGAACAACCUAAAGGAACGGGCGCCAGUGGGAAAUGAGCCGUGGAAAGUGAGCAGGGAUCCUCAGCAGCUGAGCUUCAGCAAACCCGCCGUGCGAGCCGAGGGCACGCAGUGGUGUUUGCCCAGGGAGGGUCGGGCUGGGCGCGCUGCAGGGACGCCGAGGGGCUUCAGGGUUGCUCCUGCCACUUUAGAGCUUCAUGCACCAGAGCCCCAUCUCAUCCUCAUCACUGGCUAAAUGAGUAUUAAAAGAUACUAAUUUUUUUAUUUUUGGUGCAGUCAUGAUUAAAUAAAAGCAACUUCAUACUCGAGGGUAGUACGCUUUUAAAAGCAGAUUUUGAAUUCUGCUACUGGACAAUGCAGAAAGCCAGGCUGGGCACCUGGCAUCCUACUUGAGCAUCUGCUGACUGCGUAGCAAUGGGCAGACACGUCAAAACCCAGCAGGCCUGGCAGAGGUUGUGUCAUCGGGUAUGUCUACUUACCACUGCUGUUGCCACAAGGUUCGUGUGGAUUUGGGCCUGGUUCUUCAGCCUGUACUUGGUAGGCAGGACUUUACAUGCAAAGAAAAUGAAAUCUGUGCUGGACAGUGAGCUCAGAAAAGGACUUUAAUUCCAACAGACUGCUCUGUCAAUUCAGAAUGUAUGCUGGGGUAGUAAAAACUGAAAUGUAUCCCUGUCUUCAGAAACACUGUGCAAUGCAAGGCACAUCCUGGAAGCAUUGAAAAUGGCAUGAGAGGCACUAUGCAUGCGUAGUAUGGUGACCUAAGGUGUCUUCAAAGAGCAGUGUCAAGUUGUGCAACACCUGACAUACUUUUGUUGCUUCGCAGGCAAAGUAAUAGUUCUGUCAUUCGAUCAAAUUCCCCAACAACAACAUCUCAGAUCAUGGCCAGAAAGAAAAGAAGAGGGAUUAUAGAGAAAAGGCGCCGUGAUCGUAUAAAUAACAGUUUAUCAGAGCUGAGGCGGCUUGUGCCAACUGCUUUUGAAAAACAAGGAUCUGCCAAAUUAGAAAAAGCGGAAAUACUGCAAAUGACAGUGGAUCAUCUGAAGAUGCUGCAGGCAACAGGAGGAAAAGGUUAUUUUGACGCUCAUUCCCUGGCCAUGGAUUUCAUGAGCAUCGGCUUCCGAGAGUGCUUGACAGAAGUGGCGAGGUACCUGACAUCGGUGGAAGGUCUCGACACGUCCGACCCCCUGCGCGUUAGACUCGUGUCUCACCUGAGCACCUGUGCCUCUCAGAGGGAAGCUGCUGCCAUGACCUCCUCCAUGGCCCACCACCACCACCCCCUGCACCCUCACCACUGGGCGGCCGCCUUCCACCACCUCCCGGCCGCUCUGCUGCAGCCGAACGGACUGCACGCCUCGGAUGCUGCCCCAUGCAGACUCUCCUCGGACGUGCCCCCGCACGGCUCCGCCCUGCUCACCGCCACCUUCGCCCACGCCGAUGCCGCCCUCAGAGUCCCCUCCGCUGGCAGCAUCGCUCCCUGUGUCCCUCCUCUCUCUACCUCCCUCUUGUCCCUGUCGGCCACCGUUCACGCCGCGGCAGCAGCAGCCACAGCUGCGGCCCAGAGCUUCCCCCUCUCCUUCAGCGGCACCUUCCCCAUGCUCCCGCCCAGCGCGGCCGCCGCCGCCGUGGCUGCGGCGACCGCCAUCACCCCUCCGCUGGCCGUGUCAGCCACCGCCAGCCCUCAGCAGGCUGGCACCGGGGGCGGCACGAAACCCUACCGACCCUGGGGGACUGAAGUUGGAGCCUUUUAAGUCUCCCCCCACACACACCUCUUCCUACCGCAGCUCCCUCCUCUCCCUCUCAGCACACGUGCAUGUGCUCACCCCCAGGAGCCCACACAUCCCCGCACCCACACCCGGCCUCCGGGGCUCGGUGUGGCCUCCCUGCUCAGCCUUCACCCAAAGGGCCUGAGGAGGUGCCGGCCAGCCCAGCCAGGAACGGCGCGAUUAUCCUCACUGCAGGUGUCGGAGAGAACAUGGGGAGACACCUUCUUCUUCUUCCUUUGUCUUGCUGGGGGCACCUUGAACGAGCAGCAGUGGCUUUCAGAACAGUGUGACCAUGCCGGCAUGUAGAGGUUUCCUGCAAAAUACGUAGAAAUACGUAGGCAUUAGAACUAAUAGUUCUCCAGCUAUGCAUCCUUGUUUGGCAGAGGUGAGGGAUUGCAUCUACCAGGUCUCCCCAGGCUAGAAAAGGAGUUCCAGUUUCAUAAGUGCCUGACAUUGAGAAAAUAAUAAAUAAAUAUAUAUGUGUGUGUGUGUGUUCUGCUAAAACAAAUAACAUUGCACAGGUAUGGAAAUGGUUUGGGAGAGAGGUGAAAUUCUGCAUUCAACUUCAGAACUAGGAUACUUUUCCAGGGCACAGCAUGCUCUUGAAGGGGAGAGGUUUUUCUAGCCAAAAGAUUGCCGAGGAAGAAUGUUUAGUUUGACAGGCCUAGUUCUCGCUUCCUUAGUUCACUUUCUUUGUACAGACUUGCCAAAUUGUGACGUCUAGCAUAGCAUUGGUAAAAGCAAUUAUCUUAUCAGUGCUGGGAUUAAUGAACGUUUCAGCAUAGCCUGUGAGCCCUAAGGCACCCAUUUUUAUGGCUUAAACAUGGUGCUAGCUCCUAUCUGCACAAACAGUGAAUUUGUCAUGCACCCAGAAGUAACUGCCUGUUUAAAGUGUGCACACUUGGAUACAGUUGAUUCAUGCCAAUACAAGACACACUCAGUGUUGUAAGAGUUCAACUUAACUUAUUUAGCUGUAUUUGGACAUUUACUUUUAACUGAUUCAGUGCAAGAUCCCUCUUCCUUUCACUAUCAUCUUCUGGGAGAAUGAUCACUCUGGGUAUGAAUGAAGUUAUGGUAGGGACGAUUUUUAAAUUGGCUAUUAACAUGCCAACAUUGUAAUGUGGGUUUGAUUCCAAACCAAAAUGAAUGUAUUAAUGGGAUGUGAGUAAAUUAUUUUGUCAAUACCCAGAUAACUAGUGCUGCAUAAAAUGGUUUGCUUUCAUUUUUUAUUACAGUGACUUAAAAUAACCUAAGUAUUUUAAUACAACCAGUCAAGAACUAGAGAUUUUAUGUAAAAAAAAAAAAAAAAAAAAGAAAAAACACAGCAUGUAUUAUUAUGCACUUGAUUUCUCUGCUGUGUGGAGAAAGCAAUAAGCAUUGAAAAUGUUAAACAUUAUGCAAAAUAUACUUUAAAAUAUUUGUUUUAAAAAUACUGUACCUAGUCGGUCUUUUAUGCAUUACCUUGUUAACCUUUUUUCUAUGCAAAAGUCUUUACAUAUCACUAAUUAAAUGAAGUCCUUUUUGACUGCG